Malaya genurostris is the source of this 3062-nucleotide messenger RNA. RefSeq names its product zinc finger protein 845-like. The coding region runs from base 99 to 2567 and encodes 822 amino acids. The record is from RefSeq and is a predicted model, not a curated record. The transcript has 5 exons. NCBI's taxonomy places the organism in Eukaryota, Metazoa, Arthropoda, Insecta, Diptera, Culicidae.
GAUGCCAAAUGGGUUUAUUUAUUUAUGAACAGUGAUUGUGACUUCACUUUAAUUCAAUCAGAUUAUUUUGCAAUAUAUGCUUAUUAUUCGUAAGCAGAAUGAAUAAUACUCGAGAGUAUGUGGUGUACGGCUACGCUCUCGGAAAUCAGGUGUUUGAAAUUAAACCAGACGCAAUUCAUCCUAAUGCUCCAGCUUUCGUUCCUGGUAUAAUUCAAAUAAUACCAGCCCAAACUAUUGCACAGUCACAACCGCAAAACAUUCGAAUUACCGAGGAUAUUCAGAUUUGUGAACCAAUUCAGCACAUUCAAGUUGUGCCUGAAGAUAUCUCAUCAUUCGUUAUAAAGCAACCCGAAUCAUCUUCAUUGAAUUCACAACCAAACAUCGGACAAACAUCACCUGGUGUUGUUCCUACCGAUCCGAAGAAUCCGUCUCUAGAUAUGGUUCAAGUAGAUCCAGUUGGCUCAAAGAUUGUAUCGAAUAUUGAUGCAAGCGAUAGAGAGCCGGAGACAUUUUUUAUUGGAAAAUCAACUAUUGCUAUAGCACGUACAAAGUCCAAAUCAAAAAAUGUUCAAAUAUCUACAUUAUCUUCUAAAACUACAGAUGAGGUAGCAAUAACUGUCAAAUCAUUGGCAUUUAAAUCGAAGAAAGACUUCAUAUACGAAUGCGACAUUUGCGACAGUCAGUUCUUAUCUCCAGUAUCUCUGAGAAUUCACAAAACAGGGCAUCGCUACGGUGCUCCCGAAGAAAAGGUAUCGUAUGUAUGUCGCUUCUGCGGUCGUCAAUUUUCUCAUCUGCAAACUCUAGGGGAUCACGAAAAGAUGCACAUUGAUGAUCGAUACGAUUGCGAUACUUGUAGGGCGCGGUACACUUCGAAGAGUGGCCUAAGAAAUCAUUUAACAAAGAAUGAAAAGUGUAAUGUCGCAUAUCAGAUGAAAAAACUUCAAAAGAAAAAGCAGGAAGAAGAACAAAAGGAACAUGGUUGUGAUAUAUGUGGGAAGACGUAUCGACACCGGAAGUCGAUGCUCGAGCAUCGGAGCUUACAUUUCCGAAACAAACAGCACCGAUGUGAUCUAUGUGGGGUAAUGUUCGAAACCACCGGUGGUUGGCGAAAGCAUAGAGCUAAUAAGCGUUGUGAGUUCUCGAAACGUAAGUUUAAGGAUUCGGGUGGAGAUGAUGAGGUAUUUAUUCCCGAAGACAGAAAGAAAUUUCUGGAAGAAAUCAAGAAACUGGAGGAAGACGAUUCUGCUGAAAUCUCAUUGGGCCGCAAAAAUAAUAGCAAACGAAUUCCGAGAGAAUGUCGAAGCAGCAAUAGCAAUGGUAGUAGUCAUUGCAGUGAUAAUGAUAACGACAUUGGCGGAAAUACUUCAUACGAAGACGACUUUGAGCCAGCUCAACAAAAUGAUGAGUUUGUUGAACCUUCACCAGAAAUGGUAGAGAUACAAGCCAUGCCAGGAAUCUCAAGUGAAACUUUUGAUGAAAAUGAAAUAGAGCUGGAUUCUGUUAAUCUACUGGAAGAAAUUAAGGAAGAAAUCUUAAGCGACCAAGAAGUUGAAUGCAAAAAUAACAACGCUGAAAGCGAUACCGCAAGUAAAACAGGAAAUCUAAGUAAAUCUGUAUCAACCAAAACACCUAGAACGAUUCCUGAUACACAGAGACCAACCUCUAGAAAAUCUCAGGAACCCAAGGAACACAAAUGCCCAACCUGUGGUAAAACAUUUGCACGAGGAUUUAUACUUAAAAAUCACGUUCGCAAACAUACCGGAGAGCGCCCAUUUCUAUGUGAUAGCUGUCCAAAGUCCUUUAGCGAUGCUGCUUCGUUAAAAAUGCACUCUGUUGUGCACACUGGCGAAAAGCAAUUUUCUUGUUCGGAGUGUCCUGCAAGAUUUGCUCGUAAAAGUGGCCUGCGCAAUCACAUCACUAUUCAUUUCAACCUUCCUUGUGACGAAUGCGACCAAAAAUUUUCUUCGCGGAAAACCCUAGUCCGUCACAAAAUCAAGCACAAAGGAAUACGUCCCUUCCUGUGCGAAAUUUGUUCCAAAGAUUUUAGAACUAAAGCGGAUAUGACAGCGCACAUGCGAAUUCAUUCGAACGAGAAACGUUAUGUGUGCAAGAUUUGUUCAGCUCGGUUCAAUUGCCCAUCGACACUGCGAAGGCAUCGUAAUGUCCAUGCUCCACCGGAAACCCGUCCGGUUUGUGAAACAUGUGGCAAAUCAUUCUCAUCCCGACAGGCUCUUCAGAAGCACGAGAACAUUCACAAGGAUCUGAAACCCUUCCAGUGCGAAAUUUGCUCCAAAUGUUUCCGAGUAAAGGAUCAUUUGAAGGUUCACUUGCGAUCGCACUACGGCGAAAAACCGUUCCCGUGUGAUUUAUGCCCAAAAAGAUUCGUAACAAACGGCGAUCUACGUGUUCACUACCGGAGGCAUACCGGUGAAAAGCCUUACACUUGUGACGAAUGUGGUCUCGGUUUCGUGGUGACUGCUGGACUCUAUCGGCAUCAAAAUGAAACGGGUCACGAAAACAGCAAAGCUUCGGCUAUUAUCGUGCCUGAAUACACUAGAGCUUCGUAAAAAUAGACUGUUAGCUGCUGGUUCAUAUGAUACAGGUAUAAACACGAUGUUGUAUUGGAGAAAAAGACAUAAGCGAAACAUAAACUUCUUUUUGAAAAUUUUACUUCUAAAUCGCUGUUUUCUACAUUCGACUUCGCGAAAUCGACUCUCUCACAGGAAACUUUGAGCACUUGGAAAACAAAAACCGAAUACAAGUAAUACACCGGACGGCGCAGCCCAGAAGGUUGGAAGAUACAAAAAACAUCAUUUGACACAUACAAUUAGGGAGCAACAUUCGAAACUCACUUCACUGUUCCGCGUAAAAACACACACCCACAAUCGCUUCAAAUGCGCACAAAUUCUGAAUAAAUACACUUUCCACUAACAGUUUACGUCAUUUUCACAUAUCGGUUUAGAAAUUUAUAUAUGGCUAUAUCGUAACACAUGCGAAAAACAUCUAAACAAUUUGCAAGCAGUUUCAACAAGACUGCCCUUUUUAGCUUUUCAAUGGAUUGU